Messenger RNA from Orbilia oligospora ATCC 24927, 1473 nucleotides. RefSeq lists its product as uncharacterized. Bases 1 to 1473 code for a protein of 490 amino acids. The record is from RefSeq and is a predicted model, not a curated record. The transcript is spliced from 3 exons. Lineage: Eukaryota; Fungi; Ascomycota; Orbiliomycetes; Orbiliales; Orbiliaceae. Gene Ontology annotation, molecular function: oxidoreductase activity.
AUGACUAACACCGAUAUCAUCUCGGAGAAUGACGGCGAACUAUCUAAAAAACCCAAAGUUCUGAUCAUUGGAGCUGGAACCUGUGGGCUAAGAGCUGCAGAAGUCUUGAUCCAAGCGGGAUACGAAGUCAAGGUUCUUGAAGCUCGAGAUCGAGUCGGUGGACGAAUCGCCACGACUACAAAGCUUGGCCUUCCUUUGGAUCUAGGUGCAAAUUGGAUCCAUGGAAACGUCGGAAACCCCAUCAUUGCAAUUGCUGAAAAGGCUAAUUCAAGCUACAGCGUCGACGAGCUCGACGAUACCGUCGUAUUCGCCCCGGAUGGAUCUCUACUUCCCAAAAGGCUGGGGGAUGAUGUAGUCACUAAAAUGUGGGACUACUUUGACGAAGGGAUUACAUACUCCGCCCAAAACAUGGCGACCAUCCAGCCGAAUAUCAGCUUCAUGGAAUACUACAAGUCCAAAAUCGCAUCGGAAGAAGGAUGGGACGAAGAACGGCAGGCAUAUCAAUUGCAAGUCGCGGAUUUGUUAGGAAGUAUUGUUGCUACGGAGAUCAAUAAGCAGGAUUUUAGGAAUUUACAUAUGGAGGAACCUAUUCCCGGAGAAAAUCUGUUUUUGUCCUCGACUUAUGGGCCUGUGAUGGAUUUGAUGGCGCAGACGGUUUUGAAGGAAGACGGGUGUUUGGAGUUGAAUAAACCGGUUGAGAGGGUUGAGACCGUCCUGACGGUGGAUAGUGGACCGGUUCAUAGUGUUUACACUAAGGACGGUGAGGUCUAUACUGCUGAUGCGGUGCUUUGUUCGAUCCCGCUGGGAUCGUUGAAGCAAGAUAGAAUUAAAUUUGAUCCGCCAAUGCCGGAGAAGAUUCGACAGUCGAUUAAGCAUCUUGGCUAUGGAUCUUUGGAGAAGACGUACAUAACCUUCCCGGGAGCCUUUUGGAUGGACGGGCCAAGCUACUUCAUCUUCCUCGCUGACUCCACCACCUCAGACCAUAAAACCAUGGCCGCAAUCUCCCUAGCCCACAUCACCCCUCCACACAACCAACCAACUCUCCUAUUCUACACCCACGGAUCCGCCUCAAAAUACAUAACUUCGAUCCUUCAAUUCUCCUCAUCCCCGCAAGAAUCCCGUGCCAAAAUCCUACAAUUCUUCCAACCAUACAUCUCAAAACUUCCAAAUUAUUCGCCAACAAACCCUGAUUGUAUACCACGUGACUAUGUCGCUACGAAUUGGUUGAACGAUGAAUAUGCUGGGAACGGGAGUUACACAAAUUUCCCCGUAGGACUUGUGGACGGCGUUGAGGAUGUCAGGGUUAUCGAGGAAGGGAUCGAAGAGAGGAGAUUGUGGUUUUGUGGAGAACAUACGGCACCGUUGUUGGGGCUUGCUAGUGUUAGUGGGGCUUAUUGGGCUGGGGAGGUUGCUGCUAAGAGGUGUUUGAGGGCUUUUGGGGUGGAAAGGGAAGAUGUUACUACUGUUGUUUAA